AUGGACGAAAAGAUAGCUCGGCCGCUUGACGUUGUCAUCGAAGGGCAUGAGAAGGUUUUAGCUUCAACAACCCCUGAGAGCCCUCUAGAAAGGUGGAACGGAACUCGUACCAAUGCUUUCCGCUUCAGCGUGACGCUGCUGAGCUUCACGAUCAUGGGGAUGAAUGAUGCGGCAAUAGGGGCCUUAAUCCCAUAUAUAGAAACCUACUACAACGUCACGUACACCGUUGUGGCCUUGCUGUUUCUCUCGCCAUUCGUUGGAUAUGUCAUUGCCGCGCUUUCUAACAACCUGAUCCACAACCACUUUGGCCAACGUGGUGUCGCCGUGCUAGGCCCCUUGAGUCGCAUCGUUGGCUAUAUACCUUUGGCCUUACACCCGCCGUACCCUGUACUCCCCGUUGUUCUCUUAUUCACCGGUCUAGGGAACGGGCUUGAGGAUAGCGCUUGGAACGCCUGGGUUGGUAAUAUGCGAAAUGCGAACGAACUCUUGGGCAUUCUUCAUGGCGCUUACGGGGUUGGGGGGACUAUCGGCCCGCUCAUUGCCUCUGCUAUGGUAACCAAGGGGCAGAAAUUGCCGUGGUAUGCCUUUUACUACGUGAUGAUAGGAGUCACGGUCGUUGAGUUUGCCGUGGCACUGACGGCGUUUUGGGGGGCAACCGGCGAUGUUCAUCGACAAACUCAUCAGCCAUCCACGAACGGCGGGAGAACAACAACCCGCACAGUUCUGAAGAAACCAAUCACUUGGCUUCUUGCUCUUUUCCUGCUUGGUUACGUUGGAGCUGAGGCGGAACCCUUCUUGGCUGGCGUUACUGUGGUUCUGUUCUGGCUUGGACUCACGAUCGGUCGAGUGAUACUAGGUUUUAUCACAGGAAGAAUCGGAGAGAAACGUGCUAUUGCCAUCUACCUUGUGCUCUCCGUGGCCCUGGAGUUGCUCUACUGGUUGGUGCCUAGCUUCGUAGCUUCCAUUAUUUUUGUCACCUUCUUAGGCUUCUUUCUCGGGCCGCUGUUCCCCGCCGUCAUUGUCGCCGCCACCAAACUCUUGCCCAACGACUACCACGUGAGCGCGAUCGGGUUCGCGGCCGCUUUCGGCGGCGGCGGUGCAGCAAUAUUCCCGUUUGCCAUCGGGGCCAUUGCCCAAAGCAAGGGAGUUCAAGUACUCCAGCCCAUCAUUAUGGCUAUACUCGUCUUCAUCCUCGCAUUAUGGCUCUGCCUCCCUGGAGGUUUCAGAUGUGGCGGGCUUGAGAGGGCGCGAGAGAACAACGAAGGACUUGGAAAUGACGUGCUCGGAAUUUUCCGCUGGACGACGCAGAAGGUUCGCGGACCUCCGUGA
Molecule: messenger RNA, 1329 nt
Organism: Colletotrichum siamense
Lineage: Eukaryota; Fungi; Ascomycota; Sordariomycetes; Glomerellales; Glomerellaceae
Product: Bypass of stop codon protein 6
Exons: 5
Coding region: 1-1329 (442 amino acids)
Biological process (GO): transmembrane transport
Cellular component (GO): membrane
Molecular function (GO): transmembrane transporter activity
Source: RefSeq, a predicted model, not a curated record